This is a messenger RNA of Rotaria sp. Silwood2, 645 nucleotides long. The record is from the annotation of a GenBank genome assembly. NCBI's taxonomy places the organism in Eukaryota, Metazoa, Rotifera, Eurotatoria, Philodinida, Philodinidae.
AUGUGUUGUUUAUGGUUAUGGAAUGUAUUAGAUUGUAAAAAUGAUAGUCAUGGAUAUAUAACCUAUAAACGAAUAGUUAAGCAAAAAAAACGUCCGCGUACAAAUCAUUAUAAUAUGUCAUUAACAAUCGAAGAAUUAUUUCAAUAUUAUUUAAAUCGAAAUAAAUAUUUAACUAAUGAAAAUAUUUGUCAAAUACCAUGGUCUAAACUAAUUUAUUUCUAUUUAAUUGAAUAUAAACGUUUAUCAUGUCUUGAUUUCUUUCCCAUAUACUUACGAUGUUCACUUGGUCAUACAAAUUGCUCGAAUACGAUACAUUCACAUUAUGAAUAUGAUUCAAGUAGUUCAAUGGGUCUAUGUGUUCGAUUAUAUACGAAAAUAAAUAUUUGUCAAUUUGGUAUAAAAGGUAAAUUUGAAUCAAUAUUACCUGGAAUCUAUGAAAUUCUAUGCCGUAUUAAAUUGGAUAAGAAUGAGAAUUAUUUCUCAUACUUUACUGAAUGUUGUAGUCAAAAUCGUGAGAUAGAAAAAUGUGUAGAAUGUUAUUUUAUUGCAUUAGCUGAUCGUGGUCUUGAUUGUGAAGUCGAUGAAAAAAAACUGAAUUAUGAUUGGUUUGAAUCAAACUAUUUAUUACAUGGAAAUCAAAAUUAG